Polistes canadensis is the source of this 857-nucleotide messenger RNA. It is a transcript of the gene Pabp2, whose product is annotated as polyadenylate-binding protein 2-like. NCBI's taxonomy places the organism in Eukaryota, Metazoa, Arthropoda, Insecta, Hymenoptera, Vespidae. The transcript has 7 exons. The record is from RefSeq and is a predicted model, not a curated record. The coding region runs from base 131 to 817 and encodes 228 amino acids. Gene Ontology annotation, molecular function: RNA binding.
UCGCGUCAAUCUUGUUUGGUGUGUGGUGCGUGCUUGAAGCACGGUGCGUAGGUGGAAUAUCGAAACGUUUCAAGAAUUGAUUUUAUUUAAAUAUCUUUAAACUGUAAAAAAAACGUCCAAAAGUACGCAAAUGUCUGAAUCAGAUUUAUUAGCUAAUGACCAUAUUGAUGGCCUUGAUGGACUUGAAAAUGGUCAAGAUGGUGAUGCUAUUAUGCAGUGUGACGCAGUUAAACGCGAAUUGAAUGAAGCAAAUAUAGAUGAUCCAGAACUGGAAGCUAUAAAGGCGCGAGUCAGAGAGAUGGAAGAAGAAGCUGAGAAAUUAAAACAACUUCAGUCGGAGGUGGAUAAACAGAUGAACAUGGGUAGUCCACCCGGAAUCACAAGUCCAUUGAACAUGUCGCUCGAGGAUAAAAUGGAAGUUGAUAAUCGAUCUAUAUACGUUGGAAAUGUAGAUUAUGGUGCAACAGCCGAAGAAUUAGAACAACAUUUUCAUGGCUGUGGUAGUGUCAACAGAGUAACAAUACUAUGUAACAAAUACGAUGGUCAUCCAAAAGGUUUUGCAUACAUUGAAUUUGCUGAACGUGAUUCCGUACAAACGGCCAUGGCUAUGGACGAAUCCAUGUUUAGAGGACGUCAGAUAAAAGUUAUGCCAAAACGAACAAAUAGACCAGGACUUUCUAUAACAAAUAGGGGGCCUAGGGGUGUACGCGGUUAUCGUGGUAUGGCUCGAGGGAUAAUUCGUGGCAGUGCAUACUUCGGAUACAGACCUACUAGGAGACUAAGAAGUUACAGGCGAGGCUACUACAUGCCCUACUAAUCAUUUUAAACUAUAGUGCUAUGGUUUCGACAAUUUCAAG